AUGGAUUCAACCAUUUCGGUUUCAAAGGGUGUAUUUGUGUUCAAAAACGGUGCCACCAAAGCCCCGAAAACGCGUCGAAAAGCCCAAAAAUGCCACAGCUUGCUGGACAAGGAUACAAACGACUCGCUUUGGUAUCGCAAUUACCACCAAUUGUGGUCCAAAAUCAGUGAACAGCUGGUCAAACUACAAACUAGCAGUUACGAGAAAAUCCUGGACGACCUGUUGGCCUUCGUAGAGAACUGUCGCCAGCAAACUCUGGAGUACGAUGGUAUACUGCCGACGGCCGCACUGCUGACCGGAAUUAAUCAAAUUGAUCAUCUGUCUCAGUUUCAAACGCUGGCCGAAAACAUUAGAAAUAAUACGUAUUCGCUAGUUGUUCUGUUGCAAUCCAGGGAUUGUCCGAGCAUAAAGGCCGCCGUAGAAGCUAUCGUUUCGGGUUUUGUAGAGGAACAGCGUCUUGCUGAGGACAGUGAGAGUAAGCAGUUUCGUAGGAACCAGCUCAAUUUCAGCGUAUUACAGGCUUGGUACCAUGAAAAACACGAACACUUGGAUAAAAAACCGAAUCUCACUGUUAUCAUGCCAGAUUUCGAGGUGUUUGCACCAGAUGUGUUGCAAGAUUUGAUAUUAGUUUUAAACUCCUAUGCAGCUGAGCUGCCAUUUGUGCUGAUUUUCGGUGUGGCCACGUCCGUGACCACGGUGCAUAGCGUUUUACCCUAUCACGUUAGUAGCAAGAUUAAGUUGAGCAUUUUUCAGUCAGAACCGUCAAUAGUUAAUCUGAAUAAAAUUCUUAACAACGUCAUCCUCACGCCGUCCUGUCCGUUUCAUCUAUCCGGCAAAAUCUUCAAACUGUUGGUGGAUAUUUUUCUGUUUUAUGAUUUUUCCGUCAAAGGUUUUAUCGAAGGAUUCAAGUAUGCUGUAAUGGAGCACUUCUUUCAGGGCAAUAUAUAUGCCCUGUGCAGCAUGACAAACGAUCGCGAUGAGCUGGAGGAAGCUGUCGAACAGCUCAGCUCGGCAGAUUUGGAAAGCAUUCGGCAGCUGAUGUCGUUUCGACCACUGAUUGAAUCACUCGACAAUCCGCAGGAAGUGAUAGAUUUCCUCACCAAGGAUGACUACUUACGGCGGAUGCUGCCCUGCAUGAUCAUCGAUGUGCAUAAUUUUUGGUUUACCUUUCAUUGCGCAAUGGAAAUGCUGCAAGUGUUAACGGUGGAUCUGCCAAAGACCCCACUUGGCAAGCAGCUACGGGAAUUAUAUGGUUUUUGCAUCUCGACCGAUGUAACCCAGACGGACGAGUAUCGGGAGAGCAUACAGUUGGUACAAUUUACGUCUAAGGAGGAAAUUCUUCAAAAGAUUAUUAAAAUGCUUGAAGUCAUUUCGAAAUAUUUUGAACUUAACGACGAGGCAAGCAUCAGAGGGGAGGUAAUUUUUGAAGUUGAGCCGUUGGAAAAGAUCAACAACGAUUUGGAAGCUUUUGCAACUAAAAUUGCUCAAGCCGGAAUGAAUGUGGAGGUAGAGAAUACGAGCGAGACUAAGACAACAUUUACUUCUCAAAAUAUGGGCCGUCAAGAGUUGAAGGAAAAGCUUUUGAAUGCUGCCCGUCAACCGAAGAUGGAAUCGGCUUUUACCAAAGCGAUCAACAGUCUCAUCUCUUACAUCACUAAUGACAUUUUUCGCCAGUAUUUGCGGCCGCUCAGUCGUGGUCCUCCAUUGAUUGAGCUGUUUGUUUUCAAUGAUGCGGCCUCAGUGCGAAGACACAUUGUGGGAGUGCCACGUGCUGCCCUUCAUACGGCAUUGAACAAUCCACACUAUUAUCUCCAGUGCGAAUGUUGCGAAUUAGAUGGUGAUAGCAAUCUCGUAUCGACCUUACCGGACCUAUCGGUGGCUUAUAAGCUGCACUUGGAGUGCGGUCGGAUGAUCAAUUUGUUCGACUGGCUGCAGGCUUUUCGUACCGUGAUAGACGACGGUGACGGGGACGACAACGAGCGACAGGUGGAUCCAAAAAUACAGGCCCGAUUUACACGAGCAGUAGCUGAAUUGCAGUUUUUGGGUUUCAUUAAGACGUCGAAAAAGAAGACUGAUCACGUGACCCGUUUAACAUGGUGA
Sabethes cyaneus is the source of this 2100-nucleotide messenger RNA. RefSeq names its product origin recognition complex subunit 3 (gene Orc3). Gene Ontology annotation, biological process: DNA replication; DNA replication initiation. Gene Ontology annotation, molecular function: DNA replication origin binding. The record is from RefSeq and is a predicted model, not a curated record. Gene Ontology annotation, cellular component: nuclear origin of replication recognition complex; DNA replication preinitiation complex; nuclear pre-replicative complex. The coding region runs from base 1 to 2100 and encodes 699 amino acids. The transcript is spliced from 5 exons. Lineage: Eukaryota; Metazoa; Arthropoda; Insecta; Diptera; Culicidae.